GCGCGUCCCGUUGCCGGGUGAGGCGGUGCCGCCAUGGCCGCGCCGGGAGCGGGGCUGGGAGCGGGAAAGGCUGCCCCGAGUUUUAAGUCCUUUAUUAAGGGUUUUGAGGUCCCUGCCCAGUGAAGCCACCUGUGCUGCGAGACGUGUGUGAAAUGUAUAAGGAAACAGAGAACCUCAGUCCUGAAGUUUAUUCUCAGUGCUUUGUGAGGUUCAAGAAGACCUUCACAAACUUAAAAUGGAAAAUAUCAACCUGAAAGGAACAAUGGAAGCUGUGGAUAUCAGUGACCUCAGAACAGCACCUGAAAGAACUGAACUUGGGCUGAGAAAAUGUGCUGAAAAUUAUUUAAACACUAUAAGUGGACAAGUGUUACCUGUUUGUUCUGCUGGUAAUAAAGAAGUAAAUUCAAAAGAGCCCCCUAAAUGGGCCCUUCCUUCUGGGGCUUCUCAGAAGCAGCUGGUUUUACCUCGAGUCCCUGUCGAGCCUGUGACUGUCCAGACAUGCAGCAAAGCAGCCCCACGUGUGUCUCAAGGUUCUCAGCAGCAGGUGGAAAUGGAUAUUAAAAUCAUGCUUGACCCAGAGAACAUGGAAAAUAAAGCUGGUUUAAAACAUCAGAAUGAUGAGAUCAGGCUGCCACUUAUAACUAAGAAAAAAUCUGCUCCUAUGUGCAGUCAGAAGACAGGGAAAGGCCACACAGUUGCCACCCUUUGGGGUUUCCCUGCCUUUCCACCCGUGGAUUCUCCCUUACCCCUGCUGGAAGAGGACACCCCAAAAGGUGCUCUGAGCCUAACUGGCCAAAGGCUUAUCCUUCCAGCAGCAAAGAUAACUCUGCAGACCCCUCCUGUUGUAUCCAAGGCAGCACCUUCCCAGGAAUUUCCCAGGCAGCACAAGAAAUCAGCUGUAGGAGAGAUUAUUAGCAGUAGGCUGGACCCUGAGAAUACAGACACCACCACCUUCCCAAACUCCAAGGAAGCAAUUUCUGGCACAUCUUCCUCUAGCAAAGGUAACACUGCAGCACUUCCAUCCAGCAGCUCCGUGGUUUCAACAAGGAAAUCAAAGCCAGUGCGGACAUAUCCAGCUCAGCAGUUGGAAUGUGAGGGGCAGAUUCCCUCUCAGACACAGCCCCCACAAACGCCUCCAUGUCAGUCCUCACAGGAUCCACGCCUGGACUGGGACAUUGUUGUUUGCCAUGGCACAGUAGACCCGAGAGCUCCAGGUUUUCUGGCACUCAAACAACAUCAUCCUUUGUCCUGGGGGAGCAUUGUGGCUUUUUUGGAACACGCAGAAAAGCUUCUCAAGGACUUCUCCGUCCCCUUGGCCACGAUCAGCGGCAAAAAAUUGGCGCGAGUCGCCUCAGACUUCGAGCUCGACGAGAAUCCUCCCGAAAGUGCCAUUUUGUCAGUGAUAAAGAAUCAGUCAACUGUGGCAAAGAUCUUAAAUCGACCUGGCCAAAGCUCCAAAGGCCGAGGGGGUGCUGAAAUGGCCGCCACGAAGAUCCAAAGAGCGUGGCGACGUCACCGGGCCGGAAAAGCCGCCGCGCGUUCCAGGCGGCGGGAAUGGGCAUCAGGUGUGAUCGGCGCUUCCUGGCGCUCCUGGAAUCACAUGGCACGUGUGAAAAACACCCUGAGGGAAGCACGGCACAGACACCUGGAGAAUUUUUGCAGCAGGGCCAAGCAUCUGGCAGCCAACUGGAAUCGCAUCAGGACCUCCAGGAGGACUAUUAUCCAUAUCCCAUCAUUAGGAUAUUCCCAACGCAUCCGUGAGCACAUCCCUGAUCUUGCUCUGCAGCAGAACAUGCAGAUGGGAAGGCUGUGUGACAUCCUGGAUGCCAACGUGGACGUCAUCUACAUCUGCCCCCUUCCUCUGAGUGAGGAGUUGCUGCAGUAUUACAAUAAACUCCUGGGUCUGCAGGCAGCUGUUAGAUCUGGGAACCCCGAGGCCAUGGGUGACCUGCAGGACAGGUUCAGGAUUCUCACCCCCGAAGCCAUAAACAGCUUCCCCCAGCAUCACAUGUGCCUGGCCACUCAGCUCAAGUACAGUCCCAAGACAAUCCAGAGGAUCCAGGUUCUCAUCCAGAGCAGGGAUGCCUACGUGGUCGGGGGAGUUCCCCACGCCGAUGACCUGGCGGUGGCCGACAUGCUCGACGUGCCCGUGCUGGGCCCGGGGCCAGAGGUGGCUCAGCUCUACAGCACCAAGUCUGGCAGUAAAAGGAUUUUUGCCAGUGCUCGUGUGCCAACCCCUCCUGGAGAAUCUGACAUCCACAGCAGGGAGCAGCUGAUUCGUGCCCUCAGCCAGCUCAUCGUGGACAACGUGGAAGUGCAACGCUGGGUGUUGAAGAUGAAUGAGGAGCGUGGAGGAAAUGGCACUGCCUAUUGUGAUGUGAUUUCCCACUUGGAAUGCUGCCACUGGCUCCAGAAGGAAUGGCAGAGCCACGGCCCUGAGGGGUGGAGUAGGAGCCAGGCACGUGAGCUGGCUUUGGUGAAGAUCUCCCAGGAGCUGCCGGGCCUUUUAGCACAGCACGUACAGCCAGUCAAUGAGAAACGAUUCCCUACAUGGGAAAAAUUCCUCCAAACAUUCCUCACUCAAGGUGGAGUGAUCGAAGCCUUCCCGUUCUCCAGCACCGUCACCAGCCUGACGGUGGAUCUGCUCAUAGAGCCAACAGGAGAGAUCAGGAUCGUGUCCUCUGGGGACCAGCUCCACGCUGAGGGGCCCUUCAGAUCCUCUGGGAGCUCCAUCCCACAGCGCUCCGUGGAUCCAGCGGUUCUCAACUCGCUCUGCUGGAGAAUUGGGGAUGCCUGUAGAUCUAAAGGGGUGCUUGGCUACUUCUCCGUUGACUUUGUGGCUUUCACCCAUCCCCAAACCAUGGAGCAGCAGGUGUGGGCAACAGACCUUGACCUUUGCUACAGUGACCAGCUGGCCCUGACCCAGCUCCUGUUGUACGUGACAGAUGGAAACGUGGAUUGUGGCUCCAGCCCCCUCGAAGCACCUCUUGGGUCACAGGCAGUGAAAAGCCAAUGGAUUCAGCGUGAGGGGACAAAACCUCCUGCCCCGGUGAGCCCCCGCUGUGCCGUGGCCAGCACUCAGCUCAGGCACUCCAACCUCUCAGGGACCUCCUACAACGUCCUCCUCCAGAGGUGUAAAGCUCGUGGGGUUGGAUUUGACCUCCAGGAAAAACAGGGAACAGUUUUUAUCCUAUAUGAAGACCAGAAGCGACACAGACUGGGAUUGAUAACAAUCGGAGAGGAUCUCCAGGGGGUCCUCCUGACCUUUGCUCGCAAUCUCUUCAUCAUCCAUCAAGAAAUAUCAGCACCUAAUAUGCAAGGCGAGACCAAUUUUAAGAUGGCAAUUCAAGAUAUUGAAGCAAUUCUAGGAGUUACAGCAGAAAACAAACUGAAAUUGGAAGAAGAGCAACCUUGGGAAGCAGAUGCUCUGAAAGAAUAGUUAACAGAAAAUGUUUAAGUGCCUGAUUCCUUAUGCUUCUGGAAGUGCUUCCUCAUCUGUAAGAACAGGUUUGGUUUUUUCCUCCUGGGUUGGUGUGUGAAGCAGCAUUAACUGAGACAGAACAUCUCCAUCAUUUCUGGGUGUGGUGUUUGGAAUAGCCCUUCAUUCCC
Neopelma chrysocephalum (saffron-crested tyrant-manakin) is the source of this 3609-nucleotide messenger RNA. RefSeq names its product IQ motif containing H (gene IQCH). Lineage: Eukaryota; Metazoa; Chordata; Aves; Passeriformes; Pipridae. The record is from RefSeq and is a predicted model, not a curated record. Bases 236 to 3439 code for a protein of 1067 amino acids. Gene Ontology annotation, molecular function: protein binding. The transcript is spliced from 22 exons.